Danaus chrysippus (African queen) is the source of this 1158-nucleotide messenger RNA. NCBI's taxonomy places the organism in Eukaryota, Metazoa, Arthropoda, Insecta, Lepidoptera, Nymphalidae. The record is from the annotation of a GenBank genome assembly.
AUGGCUUCUCAAAUAAUUGGCAAAUUUAAACAACUCGAUGCGUAUGCUAAAACAUUAGAAGACUUUAGAGUUAAAACAGCGACUGGUGCAAUAAUUACAGUAACGGGUGCGUUUGUAAUGAUUUUACUGAUACUUUCCGAGUUGCAUACAUAUAUGUCCCCUAAUAUAUCAGAAGAGCUGUUUGUGGACACUUCAAGAGGUCAUAAAUUAAGGAUCAAUUUUGAUAUUGUAGUUCCAAGGAUAUCCUGUGAUUAUUUGGUAUUGGAUGCUAUGGAUUCAUCGGGUGAACAACAUCUUCAAAUGGACCACAAUGUACAUAAAAGAAGAUUAGAUUUGGAUGGUGUUCCUAUACAAGAACCAGUAAAGGAAGACAUAUCUCUUUCUUCAACAGUUAAACAAAAUAAUUCAGAAAUAGCCGUUGUUACAUGUGGGAGUUGUUAUGGAGCCGCCUUUAAUGAUUCACAAUGUUGUAAUACUUGCGAAGAUGUUAAAGAAGCAUAUAGAUUAAGACGAUGGGCUCUGCCAGAUCUAGCAACUGUAGAACAAUGUAAGGAUGAUGAUUCAUUAGAACGAACUAAUCUAGCUCUCAAAGAAGGUUGUCAGAUCUAUGGUUAUAUGGAAGUAAAUAGGGUUGGAGGAAGUUUUCACAUAGCACCAGGUAAAAGUUUCACAAUCAAUCAUGUGCAUGUACAUGAUGUCCAGCCGUUCUCUUCAUCUGUUUUUAACACAACCCAUAUUAUAAGGCAUCUAUCCUUUGGUUCAGACAUUGAAAGUGGAAAUACAGCACCUUUGGAUGGAAUAACGGGUUUAGCCAAAGAAGGUGCUGUUAUGUUUCAGUAUUAUUUAAAAAUAGUUCCAACUAUGUAUGUAAAACUGGAUGGUAGCAUUUUACAUACAAAUCAGUUUUCUGUGACAAGACACCAGAAGUCAGUAUCCAAUAUAAAUGUUGAAUCUGGAAUGCCAGGUGCAUUCUUCAGUUACGAAUUGUCACCACUCAUGGUUAAAUAUACAGCAAAAGAAAGGUCUAUAGGCCACUUUGCCACAAAUGUCUGUGCAAUUGUGGGUGGAGUGUUCACUGUUGCUGGAAUUUUUGAUACCCUACUGUAUCACUCACUUAAUGCAUUUCAAAACAAAGUCGUCCUUGGUAAAGCUGGUUAA